UAUUUCUAGUAUGUUCGCAAUAGCAGUCCACUAGGAAAACGCGACAUCGUCAUUUAAAAUGGCGCCAAAGGUUAACCUCAGCCAGUGGAUCGCUGGUAAAUCUACAACACUGUCCACUUUGCUGCUGGUUAGCAACAUAAAUAGCACAACAACACUAUCGUAUUAGUUAAUUUGCAGCGUUCACGGUUGUGUUCGCAUUGAUUUAAAGUAGUUUGAAUCAAUUAUUGACCCUUAACCUUUGACAGAUAGGUGGCUGGGGACUGAUUGAUAAUACGAGAGCAGCAUGUAAGCAGCGCUGGCUAAUGCUAAAUGCCAACUACAUUACAUACGUGUAGCCCUCAGCUAACAAGCUAGCCAGUGUUGCUAAUGCUGCAUUCAAGGGAUGUCGAAAGAAUCGAACAAAUUUAUUUCAGUCUGCGAAAAUUCACGUCAAUGCCCUCUCAACUCGGAACAACAACUCAAAAAGUCGGCGAAAGUUUUGCAUUACAGGAUUUACCGAUUUGGCGUGACAUUACGCUGUAACAAGGCGGACAAAAGUAAUUGUGAGGUUAAUGCGUACCUACGCCAGAGCUCCGCAGACAGACGACGAUGAAGAGAAGCAGGCACCCCAGCAGCAGUGAUGACUCCGACAAUGGAAGUAAUUCCACCUGCUGGUCCCAACAUUCAUCACAGCCCAGGAGGGGGACUGGGCAGAAACCCUCCGAGGUUUUCAGGACCGACCUGAUUACCGCCAUGAAGGUGCAUGACUCGUACCAGCUGAACCCGGAGGACUACUACAUCCUGGCCGACCCGUGGAGGCAGGAGUGGGAGAAGGGCGUCCAGGUCCCCGUCAGCCCCCAGUCCAUCCCGCAGCCUGUCGCCAGGGUGCUGGCUGAGAAAGGAAAGGAGGUCAUGUUCAUCAGGCCGAAGAAGUUGAUCCGGACGUCUGGCACCGAGGCGCUGGGCUACGUGGACAUCCGGACGCUGGCGGAGGGGAUGUGCCGCUACGACCUGAACGACGAGGACGUGGCCUGGCUGCAGACCGCCAACGAGGAGUUUGCAGAGAUGGCGAUGGCGCCGCUGGACGAGAUCACUAUGGAGCGCGCGAUGGAGGAGUUUGAGCGCCGCUGCCACGAGAACAUGACGCACGCCAUGGAGACGGAGGAGGGGCUGGGCAUCGAGUACGACGAGGACGUGGUGUGUGACGUCUGCCGCUCGCCUGACGGGGAGGACAACAACGAGAUGGUGUUCUGCGACAAGUGCAACAUCUGUGUCCACCAGGCGUGUUACGGCAUCCAGAAAGUCCCAAAGGGCAGCUGGCUGUGCCGGAUCUGUGCCCUCGGCAUCCUGCCCAAGUGCCAGUUGUGUCCCAAGAAGGGGGGGGCCAUGAAGCCCACCCGAAGCGGAACCAAGUGGGUCCACGUAAGCUGUGCCUUGUGGAUUCCAGAGGUGAGCAUCGGGAAUCCAGAGAAGAUGGAGCCCAUCACCAACGUGUCCCACAUUCCUAGCAACAGAUGGGCUCUGAUCUGCUGCCUGUGCAAAGAGAAGGCCGGAGCGUGUAUACAGUGCUCUGCAAAAAACUGCCGGACCGCCUUCCACGUGACGUGCGGCCUCCACGCCAGCCUCGAAAUGAACACCAUUCUCACCGAGGACGACGAGGUCAAGUUCAAGUCCUACUGCCCCAAACACUCGGGGCUGGAGGGCGCCGAGUCCAGGGAGCGAGACUCUGGGGGAGAGGAGGAGAGGGAGAGCGCCAGAGACAAGAAGGGCAAGAGGAGAGGCAGGGUCAGAGGGGAGGAAGACGCCGCCGCCUCCUCUUCCUAUGUGGCCCCGCAGCUGGCCGCCAGAGCGCCCAGCGACCUGCAGGCGCUCGCCUGCCGCCAGCAGGAAAAGCGAGUCAGCCUCCGCAAGCUGAAGCUGCAGGAGAUGGAGGAAGAGUUCUACCAGUUUGUGGAGGUGGAGGAGGUGGCCGCCCACCUGAAGGUGGCGUCCGAGGCGGUGGACUUCCUGUACCAGUACUGGAAACUCAAGCGCAAAGCCAACUUCAACCAGCCGCUGCUCACGCCCAAGAAGGACGAGGAGGACAGCCUGGCGCGCCGCGAGCACGAGGUGCUGCUGCGCCGCCUGCAGCUCUUCACACAUCUGCGCCAGGACCUGGAGAGGGUGCGGAACCUGACCUACAUGGUGACCCGCAGGGAGAAAAUGAAGCGCUCGCUGUGGAGAGUCCAGGAGCAGAUCUUCCAGCACCAGGUCCAACUGGUGGACCGCGAGCUGCUCACGGGCGAUCCGUCGGCGAAGGAUUUGGAGAAGCUCUUCUCUCUGGGCUGGUUAUCGUCUCAGGGCUCCCAGUCUCGCGCCUCCUGGAGCCGCUCGGGACCGAAAACCAAACAAAGCUCUUUAAAGCAGGACAAAGGGAAAAGAGGCCUCUCGGACUCCCCGCACACUCCCAAGAAGGACAAUGUGAGAAAACCACUGGAGACGAAGGACAGUAAGGUCUCCCGGGUCAAAGAGUGUGAGCCCGCUGAGGACGCGCGCGACGCCAAAACCCACAACUCCGACAUCGGCCAGGAGAGUCCGUUUCCAAAGUUUCAGAAGCCAGUAGUCGUUCAGGAAACCGUCAGCGUCAAGGGCCCCAGAAGGGAGGCCCCGGGGCCCGAACCUGAUGCGCUGGCCAGGCGGAAACGAGACAACGAUGAGGAACAAGAGGAGAGGAGGAGGAAGAGGAAGAGCGAUGUGACGGAGAGCUUCCCCGGCCAGGCGAAGAACAGGCACGGGUCCAAACACCUGGAGAGGACCGUGUCCAUCCGGCUGGUGGACAUCCGGAACGCCGACAACGACGACUUCUUCAUGGACGACGGAAUGACCAAACCGUGCCCCGUGUCUCCGGGCGGGACCCCCAACACUAAGCUCAGCAGAGGGGUCGAGGCCGCCCCCGCCAAGGCCAAGGGCUGGCUGAGGAAAGCUCAGGCCAACGGCUCGCACGCGCCCGGCCGACACGUGGGCGGACAUCUUCGGAGCUGGGGGAAGUUCCGGAUCCCGAAGAGGAGCGAGAGGCCUCCGACGGCGGCCGCGAAGGCGCAGCACGGCGAGCCGCUGCUGAGGCCGCUGACCAACGCGCCGGAGCCGUCGUACCCCAGGACCAGACUCCGCACGGGGACGGAGAGCGACGGCUACGCCUCGGACUCCAGAGCCGCCGGCGGUGAGAUGGAGCCCUGCUUGAAACGGUGCCACUCGCACCAACUGAGGGGCGACGCGUCCCUCGGCCGGCGCUACGGGUCCGACAUCAUCCGCCGAGGCGUGCUGGCCUCCUGACGGCAGAGCGACACUUAAAAUAAGCUGCACUGCGUCAGUCGGAAAAGAACGACCGCCGCUUUUUUUACCUUUUUCUGUUAUUCUUAUUUUCUCUCUCUCGAAUGAAUCAUAAAAUGCCUAGAUGAAAAACAGAGCUGAUAUUUAUUUUUUAUGUGUAACAUAUGUAAAUCUGGGAAAUAUUGACUUUAUUUUGAGGUAGUUUUUUUUAAUUUUCUUUUUCUUUUCUUUUUUUAAACAAAAAGAUGUCAAGUUGCCACUUAAAAGCUCGCACAGAUAAAAACAAGCAAAAGCAUCACCUAGGUGGGUCGGGAUCGUUGCUUGGGACCAUAAAUCUUGCAAUGUAGUUUUUGACAUAGUAUUAAAGUCUGUUGCACUUAGUCAAACACACAGAUAAUCACCAUCUUGUCAGCAAAAUAGGACUCUUAGGUGCGUUAUUUGUAUUUUAUCACGCUUCAUCGGACUUAACGGCUACAAACAGGAAGGCAAGCUGCCCUUUUAUCGCUAUUUAAACUCCAGCUGUUGAACAUUAUGAGCUUGGGAACCGCAAAAAAGGAGUUGAGAAGGACGUUUACUUGUCACAGUACUAAAGUGUAAUUGAACCGCGAUCGUAUCGUAUCCAUCAUGUGCCUAACUUUUAUUUGAAGCAUUUGCACUACUAGAGGACGGCACAGGUGUGAGGUAUGAGGAGAGUUAUUUUUACACUGAAUAAUUAAAGAA
Molecule: messenger RNA, 4008 nt
Organism: Etheostoma cragini (Arkansas darter)
Lineage: Eukaryota; Metazoa; Chordata; Actinopteri; Perciformes; Percidae
Gene: jade1
Product: jade family PHD finger 1
Exons: 11
Coding region: 589-3291 (900 amino acids)
Biological process (GO): regulation of transcription by RNA polymerase II
Cellular component (GO): histone acetyltransferase complex
Source: RefSeq, a predicted model, not a curated record